Schistocerca gregaria is the source of this 1170-nucleotide messenger RNA. It is a transcript of the gene AlkB, whose product is annotated as nucleic acid dioxygenase ALKBH1. Bases 99 to 1121 code for a protein of 340 amino acids. Gene Ontology annotation, molecular function: oxidative RNA demethylase activity; broad specificity oxidative DNA demethylase activity; ferrous iron binding. The transcript is spliced from 7 exons. Gene Ontology annotation, cellular component: cytoplasm; nucleus. The record is from RefSeq and is a predicted model, not a curated record. Lineage: Eukaryota; Metazoa; Arthropoda; Insecta; Orthoptera; Acrididae. Gene Ontology annotation, biological process: oxidative RNA demethylation.
AUAACAAAUGACUAGCGCCACAACAAACUGUCAACGGCAGAGUACAAAUCUGUGAUCGCGCAUGUUAUUAAGGGCUCUGUGGUCCGUUUUGUACUGGUAUGUUUAAGAAACACUUCAAAUAUUACAAAAGUAAGUGUCCUCCUCCAGAUUUAUCAAACGUAAUAAACUUCAGAGAUGCAGAAUUCGAAAAACAUCAGAAAGUUAAGAGAGUUGAACUCAAGGACAAAAACAUUGACGAUUUGACCAACUUUGGUCUGAAACCCAUCAACAUGUGGAAAAUGUAUGAGAUUGCUGACAGUCCGGGUUUCUUCGUCAUCCCAGAUCCAUUCACAGGUACAGGACAGAGGUACUGGAUUCAGAGAUGCCUACGUGACUUUACGAUGAAACCUCACAGCCGACUGAACCUCGAUGCACAUGGUGACCUGAUGAAAGGGGAGGACUGGUGGGAAACUUGCUGUAAAUAUGACGUGAGAAGCCAGAACCUCUUAAAGAAAUUACGAUGGGCGACACUGGGGUAUCAUCAUGACUGGGACACCAAGGUAUCGUGUGAUUGUUCUUUCGAGCAAUUAAGAGGACGUAGACAAAUAGACGUGGCCUGUGGGCAGAUUGGUGAAACUAGAUCUGACAGACAGGUGUACUCAGAGUUUGCAAGGGACCCUUUUCCAACAGACCUUGCCACUGUUUGUAAGUAUGUCUGUGAGGCUGUUGGAUUUCCCAGCUUCUCUGCUGAAGCAGCUAUUGUGAACUUUUACCACCUGGAUUCAACUCUCUCAGGACAUACAGAUCACUCUGAGGAAGAUGUUACUGCACCUUUACUGUCGUUCAGUUUUGGACAGACAGCCAUCUUUCUGCUGGGAGGAACAACCAUGGACGACGAACCAUCAGCAGUGUACUUACACAGUGGGGAUGUAGCCAUCAUGUCCGGGCGGAGUCGGCUGUGUUACCACGGUGUCCCUCGAAUUGUUCUCGACACCAUUCAGCCUUGGCAUCUUGAGCUAGACAGGGAUAGUGAGGACUCGUGGAUACCAUUUGAAAAAUAUGUUAUGUCAUCACGUAUAAAUGUAAAUGUAAGACAAGUUUUGAGGCAGGGGCAAAAAUCACUGUCAUCUGUAGCAUCCUGACUCAGAAUAUUGUGACUAUGGAAAAUAAAUAAGUAUCUGAGAGCAAAUA